UUAACCAGAUGUUACUUGCAAAAAGAAAUGUUAUAUAAUUCUCUGGGAUCUUACCACACGAAUACUAUUUAUUAACUUGCCUUCUCUGUGAGAUGAUGAUCACACACCAUUUCACAUUCAAGCAGGAGGGAUGACGGAAACAAACUUGAUACUCGAGAUGUCUGCACCGACCUCCUGCCAUCUCGAAACCCCAAGUCCAACUACCAGGAUCCCUAGACCCUAUCAACCCAUCACGUUCUGGUGUUGGAAGAACGACAGCCGCUCCAUGGACAGACGCCGGACGGCUCGGCUCGGAGGAUUCUCCAGGAGCGCUCUGAGCGAGGAGGGGGCGGGCCCAGGAAUCCGGCAAUACGAAAGCUUGGGAAAAGAAGGCCCCUCCUUGGAGGGAGGGACCGAGGCCGCGGCCUCGUUGCUCAAGUCCAGCACAGAAUCCCAGAGCUCAGUUCUGCGCGGCCUCUCUGACUGUGACUGGGUCUCUGAAGAGAGUGCCCUCCGUGGCCUCCAGCUCGAUCCACUCUUUGCACACGUGCCCCGCGCACCCCCCACGCAGCCAUGUCGUCCUGCAGCCGCGUGGCGCUGGUCACCGGGGCCAACAAGGGCAUCGGCUUCGCCAUCGCUCGGGACCUGUGCCGGCAGUUCUCGGGGGACGUGGUGCUCACCGCGCGGGACGCGGCGCGGGGCCGGGAGGCCGUGCAGCAGCUGCAGGCCGAGGGCCUGAGCCCGCGCUUCCACCAGCUGGACAUCGACGACCCGCAGAGCAUCCGUGCCCUGCGGGACUUCCUGCGCAAGGAAUACGGGGGGCUCAACGUGCUGAUCAACAACGCGGGCAUCGCCUUCAAGUUUGACGAUCCAACACCCUUUGACAUUCAAGCUGAGAUAACGCUGAAGACAAACUUUUUUGCUACGAGAAAUGUUUGCACCGAAUUACUGCCGAUAGUAAAGCCGCACGGCCGAGUGGUGAACGUCAGCAGCCUGCAGGGGUCCCAAGCUCUGGAGAACUGCAGCGAAGACCUGCAGGAGAAGUUUCGCUGUCAGACACUCACAGAGGAGGACCUGGUGGACCUCAUGAAGAAGUUUGUGGAGGAUGCUCGGAACGAGGUGCACGAGAGGGAGGGCUGGCCCAGCUCGGCUUACGGGGUGUCCAAGUUGGGGGUCACGGUCUUAUCAAGAAUCCUGGCCCGGCGCCUGGACGAGAAGAGAAAGGCCGACAGGAUUCUGCUGAAUGCCUGCUGUCCCGGCUGGGUGAAGACAGACAUGGCCAGGGAUUAUGGCUCCAGGACUGUGGAGGAGGGGGCUGAGACCCCUGUCUACUUGGCCCUCCUGCCCCCAGACGCCACUGAGCCUCACGGCCAGCUAGUGCGUGACAAAGUCGUCCAGCACUGGUGAAGGCCUUCUUCGGUGCUUAAUGUUCAAUAAAUGGAACAA
Messenger RNA from Artibeus jamaicensis (Jamaican fruit-eating bat), 1425 nucleotides. RefSeq names its product carbonyl reductase [NADPH] 3. Lineage: Eukaryota; Metazoa; Chordata; Mammalia; Chiroptera; Phyllostomidae. The transcript is spliced from 4 exons. The record is from RefSeq and is a predicted model, not a curated record. Gene Ontology annotation, molecular function: carbonyl reductase (NADPH) activity. The coding region runs from base 553 to 1386 and encodes 277 amino acids.